Messenger RNA from Abrus precatorius (Indian licorice), 1566 nucleotides. RefSeq lists its product as uncharacterized. The coding region runs from base 206 to 1339 and encodes 377 amino acids. NCBI's taxonomy places the organism in Eukaryota, Viridiplantae, Streptophyta, Magnoliopsida, Fabales, Fabaceae. Gene Ontology annotation, biological process: double-strand break repair. Gene Ontology annotation, cellular component: nucleus; site of double-strand break. The transcript is spliced from 11 exons. The record is from RefSeq and is a predicted model, not a curated record.
UCCCUGUUGUUUAUGAGGUGAUGCAAAAGAUACCAAAAUAAAUGCAAAGGAGAGUGUUGUACGGGUACGGAAACCUCUUAGUCCAUCACAAAAAAUUAUCAAAGAAUUUAAGAAGAGAGAACUGCUUAAGUACGGGUCACCAAAGGUCAGUCAGGAAACACAAAAAUAUAGUGCAACAGAGUGGCAUGUUCUGUACACCACACAAAUGACUCAGAAGGCAAAGAAGUACCAUGAUGGUUUCUUACGACUAAAUGUUCGUGGAUCCAGUGGGGCACAGGUUAUGCUGUUUGAUACAAGCAGGAAACUCUUAGACAGCAGAUUUCUUAAGAAGGAUGAUGUAAUCAAACCUGGUGAAUCAAUUGCAUUUGAUUCAUAUUUGAUUGACAUUGGUGAGCUUCAAGCAAGAUGUACCCCGGAUUCCAAUGUUCUAAGAGACAAGUGUACUAACAUUGAGAGUAUGAAGAUGGACACGGACACACAGAAAAUUUCUCUCGGCACUGACACCCAUGUAACCGGUAGAAAAAGUGAAUGGAAGGUCCUGUACACUUCACAAUUAACUCAAAAAGCCAAGAAGUAUCACGAUGGCUUUUUACAACUUGAAUUGUGUGGAUCCCGCGGGAAGCAGGUUGUUCUGUGUGAUUUGAACAAAAAACCUUUAGAACGCAGGUUCCUAAAGAAAGAUGAAAUUGUAAGAGCGGGUGAAUUAGUAUAUUUUGAUGGACAUUUAGUUGAAGUAGGAGAACCUGAAGGAAGUCAUCACUCUCCAGCAAAGUUGAAAGAAGGAUGUAAUGGUAAUGAUGUUUUUGAGAGGAAACAAGAACAUGGACACAAUGGCUGUCACAAGGUCAAACCAUCUGUUGCUGAAGGACAACCUCCGAGGGAGCCUUGUCUAGGGCAAGAUUCAGUAUUGAACUCCACCGAGAUUGAAGGGAUAAAAUCAAACAGGAGAGCCCCACCUAUCAAGCCUUUACGUGAUGCCAAUCAAAUAUUAUCCUUUUUACAAGACCCUAACCUGAAGUCCCAGGAGAUUUAUGUACCAGCUGGCUAUUCGCCCAAUGGGUAUUGUCAAAAUAUUACGGAUAUGGAAUCGACUAGGACUAUGAAAUCCCUCGAUAUUACGUCUUCCGAAACAGCAUGUAGUGGUGGCAAUUUCCAAUUUACCGAGAAUGUCAAAAUGUCCCUCCAGAAAGAUGCCCAGACAGAUACGAGUGAGGCAGAUAUUGGUUUAUUCAUAUCAAGUUCGGGAAAUCACUCUUGCCUCUUUACCGAUGAAGAGAAGAGUGGUGAGAAGUUCUCGUGUAAAGAGGAAACGUUCCCAAGCUUUGACCUUGGAUUUUAACAGGUAAUGCAUCGUAAACUCAUUUAUGUUAUCUCCUAGUUAUUUCUGGGAAGCAGACGCUCGUCCUACUGUCCUUGACGUUUUCUAUACUACUGCAACCUUCUCGUGUACUUGGGGAUAUAGCUUAGACGAUAAUCAUUUAAAAGUUGAAAUGAAGAACGAAGCAUUUCACGUCCUAGACGUUUUCUAUCUAUAUAAUUAAUUGGAGGGAGGAAGUUUGAAUCAGG